AUGGUUUGGGCUAGAUCCCCUUAUGUUAUUUCUUUUGCCUUGUUUUUUGCCCAUGUAACAGCUUUAUCGGUAAGUACAUUUCUGCUCUUCUGGGUAUUUAGAAAUAUUCAUCUGGUAUACAUUAUCCAUUUUCUGUAUAUUUAUUCCUUUCAGAUUAAACACUUUUCUAAUGGAAAUGUACAUGAUGCUGUAUUUGCUGAACAGAAGGACAUUUCAAAAAUCAAUUUAGAUGCAGGCUUGGAUCUCUUUCAAGGGGACAUCCUCCUGAGGAACUCCAGAAAUGGCCUGAGGGACCCAACAACUAGGUGGAAGUUCCCCAUUCCUUACAUUCUGGCUGAUAAUUUGGAACUGAAUGCCAAAGGAGCCAUCCUCUAUGCCUUUGAAAUGUUCCGACUCAGGUCUUGUGUGGAUUUUAAGCCCUAUGAAGGCGAGAGCUCAUAUAUCAUAUUCCAGAAGUUUGAGGGGUGCUGGUCUGAGGUUGGGGACCACCAUGUGGGACAGAACCUUUCCAUUGGCCAGAACUGUGACUACAAGGCUAUCAUUGAACAUGAGAUACUGCAUGCUUUGGGAUUUUACCAUGAACAGUCAAGGACUGACAGAGAUGAUUAUGUGAACAUCUGGUGGGAUGAAAUCAUUCCAGGUUACCAGCACAACUUUAACACCUAUGAUGACAACUACAUCACAGACCUCAACACGCCCUAUGAUUAUGAGUCUUUGAUGCACUAUGAACCCUUCUCAUUUAACAAAAAUUCUAGUGCUCCAACCAUCACGGCUAAAAUCCCCGAGUUUAAUACCAUCAUUGGACAGCGACUGGAUUUCAGUGCUAUUGAUUUAGAAAGACUGAACCGGAUGUACAAUUGCACAACAACGCACACCCUUUUGGAUCACUGUGCAUUUGAGAAGGCAAACAUCUGUGGCAUGAUUCAAGGUACCAGAGACGAUGAUGACUGGACUCACAAGGAUAGUGCUCAGCCUGGACAAGCAGAUCACACCUUGGUGGGACGCUGCACAGAUGCUGGCUACUUCAUGCACUUCAACACCAGCUUGGGCUCAGCAGAAGAGGCAGCCCUGCUGGAGUCUCGGAUUCUUUACCCCAAGAGGAAGCUGCAGUGCUUGCAGUUUUUCUACAAAAUGACAGGAAGCCCUUCAGAUAGACUCGUCGUCUGGGUCAAGAGAGAUGACAGCACAGGCAAUGUUCGGAAACUGGUCAAGGUGGAGACCUUCCAAGGAGAUCUUGAUCACAAUUGGAAAAUUGCUCAUGUGACGCUCAGAGAGGAAAAGAAAUUCCGCUACCUUUUCCAGGGCACAAAAGGUGACCCCCAGAAUUCAAAUGGGGGGAUUUACCUGGAUGACAUCUCUCUGAUGGAGACACCAUGCCCCACAGGAGUUUGGACAGUACGGAACUUCUCUAGGGUUCUUGAGAAUACAGUGAAAGGGGACAGGCUCCUGAGCCCUCGGUUCUACAAUUCAGAGGGUUAUGGUUUUGGGUUGACCUUAUACCCUCAUGGCAGAUCAAACUCCCUCAGCUCUGGCUAUACAGGGAUUGCGUUUCACCUGUGCAGCGGGGAGAACGAUGCUAUCCUGGAGUGGCCAGCUGUAAACAGACAGGCAAUAAUGACUGUCCUCGACCAGGAACCCGAUGCUAGGAAUAGGAUGUCCGCCAGCAUGGUGUUUACUACCUCCAAAUCCCACACAUCUACAGCAUUAAAUGACUCUGUCAUCUGGGACAGGCCAUCCAUGGUGGGCUCCUAUGACCAGAACUGUAGUUGUUUUAGAAGCAUCGACUGGGGCUGGAGUGGUUUCAUCUCCCACCAAAUGCUAAACCGGAGGAGCUUCCUUAAAAAUGAUGACCUCAUCAUUUUUGUAGACUUUGAAGAUAUCACUCACCUUAACAAGACUGAAGUUCCCAUUAAAAAUGCGAGGCUGAGUCCCCAGGACCUCGUUCUCCAUGGUCAGGAGCAGAAGAUCCCAGAAAAAGGCAUAGGGAGAGCCACGUUAGAGGAAGCCCCACUUGGCAGCCCUAACCAGGGGCAGCCCAGCCGACAGAAGCGAUCAGCAGCGAACGUGGACCCCAUAGAGCACCACGACUGGUCACAGUACUUUAGAGAUCCGUGCGACUCGAACCCUUGCCAAAAUGACGGCACCUGUGUGAAUGUGAAGGGGAUAGCGAGCUGCAGGUGCAUCUCUGGACAAGCCUUCUUCUACACAGGGGAGCACUGCCAGGUCAUGCAGGUGCAUGGCAGCAUCUUGGGGCUGAUGAUCGGAGGCCUGGCUGGUACCAUCUUCCUGACCAUCACCAUCUUCUCUGUCCUUUCCCAAAAGUCAAAGCAGUGA
Messenger RNA from Chrysochloris asiatica (Cape golden mole), 2334 nucleotides. RefSeq names its product meprin A, alpha (PABA peptide hydrolase) (gene MEP1A). The record is from RefSeq and is a predicted model, not a curated record. Lineage: Eukaryota; Metazoa; Chordata; Mammalia; Afrosoricida; Chrysochloridae. Gene Ontology annotation, biological process: proteolysis. Gene Ontology annotation, molecular function: metalloendopeptidase activity; protein binding; zinc ion binding. Gene Ontology annotation, cellular component: membrane.